Procambarus clarkii (red swamp crayfish) is the source of this 3755-nucleotide messenger RNA. RefSeq names its product transmembrane 7 superfamily member 3. NCBI's taxonomy places the organism in Eukaryota, Metazoa, Arthropoda, Malacostraca, Decapoda, Cambaridae. Gene Ontology annotation, biological process: negative regulation of programmed cell death. The record is from RefSeq and is a predicted model, not a curated record. Gene Ontology annotation, cellular component: plasma membrane.
UUGUCCAAUCAGCUGAUUAUGGAUGUAAACAGACGCAGCAGCCUGGCUCUGCUGGACCUGACUUGCAAAGCUGUUCUGAACCAACUGGACCUGACUGGCAACACGUUGAUAACGCUACUAAACAAGAUUGGCAAGGCUCCUCCGAGCCUGUUGGAUCUGACUGACAAGGCGCCUUUACCACCAGCUAGAGCAGAGUAAUAAGGCUGCCCUGUGUGUCGCUGCACCUGACUGGCAAGGCACCAGUAAAUCAGACUGGCAAGGGUCUUUUUAACUUCCAGCUGGCAAAUCUUGGCAAGCCUGCUCCAUCACCCCGCUGGCCAUGUAGCUAUGAGGUCCCAGGGAAGAAUUCUCGGGUAUUGGCUAUGCCUGUGUCUUUUUUUCAGUGUCCCAGCUGGUUCUUCCAGCGAGAAGGUUAGUGUGGAACGAGGAAAGACUGAGGGGACCAACAUAGGCGACAAUACUCAGAAUCGGACAUGGUGUGAAGCUAGCAGUGGUAAGGUAGCAAUCCAGGAAAGGGAUUACUCGGUGAAAAAUGUCAGUUAUGAGAUCUUCGGUAUGGGUCAAUAUACUAGCAUUGCUGUCAAAAUAAUGGAUAUUGAUGAAGAAAAUGUUAGUUUCCUCAUAGUUCAGGCUCAUUCUCAGAGUCGCUAUCUGCUUCUUGGCCAUGAACUAAACCCAGUUCCAGGGACUUACAUUAAUAGCACUAGUCCAGGACUGGUAGUGCAUGUGGACAACUCAUUCAGUCAUUCACAGAAAAAUGGAACACAUCGUGUAUUUCUCACCAAUUGUCACGAUAGAAAUAUUACAGUCCUAUUCAUUGUGCGGAAUUACAGUAAUUCUGAGCCAAUUCCUGGCAAUUACAAGGCUCCGUACAAUCUCACGCAACCUUACCUGGCAAUGGAGCCCAACAUCCUGACAACAAAAGUAACUUACCGAGCUGCUUCCUAUCCUGAUCUGGAGCCCAGUCCCACUGAAGGACAACUCAAAUAUGAAACUUUUCUCACUUACAUGUACGAGAGGGACUUGAGUGAGAAGAAAUACUGGAAUGCGCUGAUUGCAACGAGUACUCUUAAAGGUCUCAGGGAACAUGCUAAGUCUGUGGCAAGAGAGGAAAACAACAAUACUAGUGAAGAGUUGAACAAGUGGUUCGUGUCGUACUCUGGGGUUGGAGCCGUCAUCACUGUCGUUGUGUCUUGCAAUAACUCUCAAGGAGCCCUCUACUCCUCUGCUGUCUCCUACGGUUGUGAUUUUAUUGAUGCAGUACAGUACGAGUGUACAAAGCUAGUAACUCCAUUGGCUAAAUUGUUCUGUGCCUCGCUGCUGUUCAUCGGCGGUAUCCUGCUGUUCCUGGGUCAUCGGUGGCUCAACUUCACGAUGUUCACCUCGGGCUUCCUUUUCUUCUGGUGUGUUUUUUUUCUCAUGUGUGCCCAAGACACAUCGAGCAGUAUCACCGCAUUGGGAUGGGGUACCUUAGUUGGAGCUAUAGCUGGUGGUACUCUGUGGCUCGUUGGUUGGCAUAAGUUCCAGCGACCUUUCCACUCGUCUCUCUUGAUUAUUGUCAUAACUGUGAUCUUUGUAGGGAUGGUGGUCACACAUUUUCUCAGAUAUGCCAUUGCACCCAAAAGCACCAACCUUUCAGCAUUUGUGGUGUUCCCAGUCUUCUUUGCUAUCCUCAUCAUAGCCUACGCCAUUGUUGAUAUCAAAAAGGUUCACAUAUUUUCAUGUGUGAUGCUGGGUUCAUAUGCAUUUAUAGUUCCUUUUGCAUUUUAUUUUGGGUCAUCUCUAACAUACAUAGUGAUAAAUGUGAUUGGACUCAUGACCGUGGAAAACUACUCGGAGGCUGUGGGAUAUCCUCCUUUUCAAGUGUGUGAUAUCAUCUUGCUGUGCUUGUGGAUCUUACUCUUUAUAUCUGGUAUGGGUUAUCAACUGUACCGAGAGAGAUCAAGCCCUCCAUUUCAACCACCAAACCUCUCCUCAUGGCGAGCUACCAAGAAGUUUUGUAACUUCGUGUUUGAUAAAAUAUUUGCGUGCCUGCCUAUGGAUCCGGACCCCGGAGGUGUUGGCAUAGAAGAUCGGCCAACGUGGAUUUUAAGGAUAACUUAUUCAUUUAGAAUGUUGCGAGAAAGAGUGACUUGUAAUAGGCACAAUUCUCUAGAGUCGGGCUAUGAGAGCUUCCAAAGAGUGCGCACUACAUCUCAUUCUCCAGAUGAAGAGUUAAACUCUAACGCAUCGAAGUUUAAUGCUAUUAAGGCAAGAAUAAAUGAAUGGAUAGACAAAGUUCGAUCUCGCUUAAGAAGGGACGACGAGAGGCUACUAGAAGAUAGUGAUGAUGAUGAUACCCAGUUUGAGGGUGACGGGGUCGCAUGCUGUUCAUUCAGAAAAUCUAGAGUAGUACUUGAUGAUGAGUAUACAGCUAAUUCUCACUGAUAAAGUAUAUAUCUUUAGACAGAAAAUAUUAUUUCAUGGUAUACCCCUAAUUUACUGAGUUUUCAAAGGAUAUACCUCGUAUAGAAUCGCCAUAUGGUGGUUGGAUUGGUCCAACUAAAGUUAUAUUUUACAUGCAAUUGAGGAUCUUUCACUUAAAAAUGUUGAUGUAUGUAUUUAUUAUUUGGACAGAACUUGCCAUAAUCAGUAGUGUGAACACUCAACGUGAAAUCAUUUUAUGCUCUUUUUCAAAUACAAGUCAUGAAAAAGUAUUUGCCAAAUAUUCAAAGAUCUUUGUUGGGAGGAUAAAGCUGGCCAAAGCAUGUUAAUUAUAUGCUUAUAUAUGCUUAAGUAUAUGCAUGUUGUGUAACUCGUAGUGGACAAGAUGCAUCCGACGUGUACAAUGGUACAUAUUGAAUAAAGUUACCUAACUUGUGCAAUGGUGGUAAGCAGAUAAGAGAUAUUGAACAUGUGCAAUGGUAAAAAAGUGGGCAAGAUAUAUCCGGCUUGUGCAACACUGCAGAUUGAACAAUAGAUACCCAGACGUGUACAAUGGUGCAAUAGAUACCCAACUUGUACAUAUUGGACAAGAGAUCUCUGACUUGUGCAAUGGUACAAAGUGGAUCAAGAUAUCCGACUUGGAUUAUAGUUCAGAUAAGAUAAGAUAUCCGAUUUAUAUAAUAAUCCAAAUUAAAUCAUUUGGAUUAUUUAAUAUCGGAGUGAUAUCCAACUUGUGCAAAUUCAGCCCAUGUUUAUAAAAAAAUUCAAUAUUUAGUGUUUAUUUCGUAUGUGAGGUUAUUGACAUCUGUUUAUCAAGUAUUGGAUUGUGUAUGACAUGGCAUUUAUUAUUUCCUUGUAUAGCUAAUGUUUCAUAAUCAUUUUUAUAAUUUGUCAGCAUUUAAAAAAAUAGCAUUACUAAUUGAUCUCCAUUUUGAUAGUUCAAUACUAAAGAUCAUAUAUUUUCUCAUAUUGUCUUAUAUUGAUCUUCGUGACAGAGACAUGAUUUUUUUUUUAAGUCACAAAGUGCAUAUAAUGAAGUAAUUGUAUGCUAUACCGUAUAUGCACUUAUACAUUUACCAAUAAUCCCAUGUACAUGUCAUACCAAAGCAUGCAUAAGAAAAUUCUUUCAUUAAUUGUGCAACCUGUAUAAACUCUCUAGUUGUGCACAAUGCAACAUAUAAACUUGCUGUGCAUUCAUACGGCAACAUUGUAUAAAUUGAUAAUCACUCCUGUUGUGUGAUUUUUUGUUUUUGAAACGGUUUGUGUAGAAACUUUUUUUUCCUCUUCGUAUUCUAGCAUCUAUAAUAAAAAUCUUCUUGUUCAUAUAGAUA